Limulus polyphemus (Atlantic horseshoe crab) is the source of this 958-nucleotide messenger RNA. RefSeq names its product loricrin-like. The annotation marks the transcript as partial. The transcript has 2 exons. The record is from RefSeq and is a predicted model, not a curated record. NCBI's taxonomy places the organism in Eukaryota, Metazoa, Arthropoda, Merostomata, Xiphosura, Limulidae.
AUGUCUAAUGAGAGUGAUGGACUUAAGUGUGCCUUCUCUAGUGAGAGUGGUAGACCUAAUUGUGCCUUCUCUAGCGAGAGCAGUGGACUUAACUGUGCAUUCUCUAGUGAGAACUGUGCUUUCUCUUGUCAGAGUGGUGGACUUAAUUGUGGCUUCUCUAGGAAGAGUGGUGUACAUAACUGUGCCUUGUCUAGUGAAAGUGGAAUUAACUUUACCUUCUCUUGCGAAAGUGGUGGACUUAACUGUGCCUUCUCUAGUGAGAGUGUUGGACUUAACAGUGCUUUACCUAGUCAGAGUGGUGGAAUUAACAAACAACAAGGCACGGCCUUCCCUAGUCAAAGUGGACUUAACUUUACCUUCUCUAGUCAGCGUGGUGGACUUAACUGUUCGUUCUCUAGUGAGAGUGGUGGAAUUAACUGUGCCUUGUAUAGUAAGGGUGGUGGACUUAUCUGUGACUUCUCUAGUCAGAGUGAUGGACUUAACUGUGCCUUCUAUAGUGACAGUGGUGGACUUAACAGUGCCUUCUCUAGUGACAGUGGUGGACGUAACUGUGCCUUCUCCAGUAAAAGUGGUGGACUCAACUGUGCCUUCUCCAGGGAGAGUGGUGGGGUUAACUGUGCUUUCUCUAGUCAGAGUGGUGGACUUAACUGUGCCUUCUCUAGUGAGAGUGGUGGACUUAAAUGUGCCUUGUCUAGUAAGGGUGGUGGACUUAUCUGUGACUUAUCUAGUCAGAGUGAUGGACUUAACUGUGCUUUCUCUAGUCAGAGUGGUGGACUUAACUGUGCCUUCUUUAGUCAGAGUGGUGAACUUAACUGUGCAUUCUCUGGUGAGAGUGGUGGACUUAACUGUGCCUUUUGUAGUGAGAGUAGUGAACUUAACUGUGCCUUCUCUAGUCAGAGUGGUGGACUUAACAGUGUCUUCUCUUGUCAGAGUGGUGGACUUAACAGUGCCUUCUUUA